This is a messenger RNA of Acromyrmex echinatior (Panamanian leafcutter ant), 1428 nucleotides long. It is a transcript of the gene Lfg, whose product is annotated as Glutamate NMDA receptor-associated protein 1 lifeguard. The record is from RefSeq and is a predicted model, not a curated record. Gene Ontology annotation, cellular component: membrane. NCBI's taxonomy places the organism in Eukaryota, Metazoa, Arthropoda, Insecta, Hymenoptera, Formicidae.
GACCAUUAGCGGCGUACUUCAGUCGGAACCGAGCGCGAGUUGGUGUUCGACACGGCGCGUGAAGUGUGUUACUACUUGCGGCUACGUCGUUCGAUUGUCGACCAAAUAAAUAGCGAUUCGUCGUGCUACGCAUUACGUGUACACCACAGCUGCUAACUAGGGCACGACGAGUAAAAGGGCCCGUGCGUGAUACGAGCUAAAACAAAACCAAAAGAUGACAACUUGGCAAGCACCUGGUUCGGGAUUCUAUGCAGGGCAACAAGGUCCGUACCCGUAUCCUCAAAAUCCAGGAUAUCCGCCACCACAAGAAGGCUAUCCAUAUCCUCAAAAUCCCGGAUAUCCACCACCUUACUCCGGUGGAAUUCCACCAGGUCCAGGAUUUAUACCUCCACCGGGUGUUCCACCAUACGGUGAAGCGCCACCGCCAGUUGGUCCAGAAUUUGGAGGAGUACCUCCACCAGGUCAUCCAGGAAUGUACGGGUCUGGGUAUGGAGAAGAUCCUAUGCAGGAUGAAGUCAAAGGGUUUGAAUUCAGUGACAAAACGAUCAGGAAUGGCUUCAUUAGGAAAGUGUAUAGCAUCUUGAUGUGUCAGUUGCUUAUCACACUUGGGAUGAUUACUUUGUUGCUUUAUCAUAGACCGACACAGUUAUGGGUUAAGAAUCACUCAGAAUUGUUUUGGAUUGCUUUUGCCUUAACUCUUGUCCUGCUCAUAUGUAUGACUUGCUGUACCAAUGUGAGACGUAAAGCUCCGAUGAACUUCAUAUUCUUGUUCCUAUUUACAUUUGCGGAGGCUUUCCUACUGUCCGUGGCUGCAUCAACAUACGAGUCUCAAGAAGUCAUGCUGGCUGUUGGAAUUACAGCGGCAGUGUGUCUAGGAUUGACGAUAUUCGCAUUUCAGACAAAAAUCGAUUUUACCGGAUUGCACAGUGUCUUGUUCGUCGCUGUGCUCAUUUUACUUAUUUUCGGUAUAAUUGCAGUGAUCUGGCACGGAAAAGUUAUAACUUUGGUUUAUGCCUCGCUAGGCGCGUUUAUAUUCUCCUUAUAUCUGAUUUACGAUACGCAAAUGAUGAUCGGCGGAAAACAUAAAUAUUCUAUUUCACCAGAGGAAUAUAUCUUUGCCGCGUUGAGUCUGUAUCUGGAUGUCGUCAACAUCUUCCUGUAUAUUUUAACUAUUAUUGGCGUUUCGCGAGACUAAUUGAUGUCAAUUAUGAUAUUUUGACUUGUGUUAUACUUACUAAGGAAUACACACAUAAAGUCAGUUUUUACUUACCGCCGUCCUGCUUUGGCUCUCUACAGUCAUUGUUCUGAGAGCGCACUGUAGGCGAAGAAACAAUGAAGUAUGAAGAAGCAUAACAUUGGCAAGACUUUAAUUUCUACGAAGAUAGCUUUUACAAAUUUUCAAAGAUUAAUAUAUCUAUACAAAUAGCA